This is a messenger RNA of Klebsormidium nitens, 2064 nucleotides long. NCBI's taxonomy places the organism in Eukaryota, Viridiplantae, Streptophyta, Klebsormidiophyceae, Klebsormidiales, Klebsormidiaceae. The record is from the annotation of a GenBank genome assembly.
AUGGCCUUAGCCGAUUCUUCACUCCUUUUAAGGUGGCUCGAUAGCCCUGAUGAGGAACCAUUUCCCAUGCCUGAAGAGCGUCGGGUCGGGAACCUGCUUCGUCACUGUUGUGAGAGCGGGGAGGUUCCUGAGGAGCUUUUAGAAGUGCUGCCAAACGUCUCGUCUCUCCUGGUUGAAGAACAGUGGACCCAGGUACUUGCUGACUUUGGGUUCGAAAAGCUCAGUAGCCUGACCUCCUAUCAGCAAACUUCAGGAUACCAUGCCUCUCUCCGGAACUUCGAUCAGCUUGUGCGGCUCAACAAGCUAAUCAUCCGAGUUAACCCUGCAGACUUUGAGUCUCUUGCUGAGAGCCUCAGAAACUUCUCCCAGCUCAAGUUCCUCUCUCUGAGGUAUAACAACAUCCUGCGAAGAGAGGCAGAAAUGCUCGCAGCAGCACUGCCGAGUCUUUCAGCAUUGGAGACGCUGGACCUCUCAGCAUGCAGCAUAGGUUGGGUCGCAUACCACGAGUUCCUGUGUAGAGCGAAGGAUGAGCCCAAGGCAGACCCAAAAACAUGGAAGAUUCUGCUGGUGGCACUUGCGAAAGUUGGCUCAUUGCGAAUGCUGAACCUCAGCAAGAACAAUCUGCGGGGUGAAGCUGGGAAGGUGCUAGCCAGUCAUCUGCCAUCAUUGCGCCAGCUUUCGGUUCUUGUGAUAGGGGACGGGCAAUGCGACUGCCUCUUUGACAAUAGAAUUACCAGCAAGCAUGUCUACAGCGCUCUGCUGCAGAUGACCAGUCUCGACACCCUGGGGACUCCAUCAAGAGAUGAGAUCGACGUGGGAUUUUCGGACCUCGAUAGUCUGUUUGCAUUACCAAUGAACAGGUUACGUUUCAAGACCAUUGGCACAUUGUGGCUUGAGCAAGCAUUAGAACGGCAUGCAGAGGCCGGGAACUUGGAAACCUUGGAGUCAUGGUGUCAGGCAGACGAGAAACGUGUUUGGCGCUUGAGAGCAGAGCAGGGUACGGUCUUUAGAAGCACGGAGUUUACAGUCCGAGGUGACCACGAUCUCCUCGACAAGCUGUGCACUGCUGCAGCAAAAGGUGGACAACUACCGGUCAUAGAAUGGACAGAAGCAAAAGGGUUACUGCGCUAUUACCACUGCGACCAGUUUAUCUCCCCCGCUGCUGCAAGCAGAGCACACCUCCACAUCCUGCAGUGGCUUAAGAAGAAGGGGUGUUUGGGGGGCCGUUACAACAAAAACACAUGCUCUGCUGCAGCAUACGAUGGCCACCUGGCUGUUCUGCAGUGGGCCCGCGCCAAUGGUGUUGGAUGGGAUAAGCAAACCUGUGCGAGCGCGGCGGCAGGAGGGCAUAUGGAGUGGGCCACAGAGAACGGUUGCCCUUGGGGCGAGGACAUCGGUGAGGUCGCUGCGGAGUGUGGGCGUGUGGACAUCCUUCAGUGGCUGGCUGCAAAUGGGUUGCAGUGGAGCACCGACAUCUGUGCGGCUGCUGCAGCUGGAGGGCAUUUGAAUGUGCUUGAGUGGGCCUGUAAGGAGAUCAAUUGGUGGGUGGACGUCUGGGACGAAGCAACAUGUGACAGGGCACUCGAGGAAGGGCGCAAGGUUGUAUUCCUGUGGGCGCUCGAGCAAGGGUGUCCUUGGAGUGGAAGCACCCUGGACAUGGACAACCUCCCGUGGAUCUUGGAGUAUGCAAAAGACGCCUUCUGGAACCUUUUCUUGGACGAUCAGAAAAGGUUGUCUGACUUUGUUGCUAUGGCAGCUGAAGAUGACGACGUGGACACUUUCCGCCAGUUGCGCGAAGGGUAUGAAAGGAGAAGUGAAGACGAAAGCAGUGAAGAGAUCACACCACACAUGCUCAAGACAGGGCCCAAGUGUGCUCAGGUGCUACUUCAGGAGGGUUAUACGAGUGCUGACCUAGACCCUGCUACAGUCCUUCACUUGGAGCAGGCUCUGUACUGUCAGACAAUUGCGGGAGUGGUUCUCAAGCACCGUGUAGGACUUCCCAGAGAGGUCAUGUUGAAGAUCUUUGAGUUGGCAAAUUUUGUGUGGUUGGAGGAUAGAGUUUGA